Panicum virgatum (switchgrass) is the source of this 1563-nucleotide messenger RNA. RefSeq lists its product as uncharacterized. The coding region runs from base 399 to 1241 and encodes 280 amino acids. Lineage: Eukaryota; Viridiplantae; Streptophyta; Magnoliopsida; Poales; Poaceae. The record is from RefSeq and is a predicted model, not a curated record. The transcript has 7 exons.
CGCAUCAAUAACCCCUCUCCCUCCACACGACGGCGCCGUCGCUCCCCUCCCGUCGCACCUCCACACGACGGCGCCGCCUCUCCACUCCGUCUCGCGCCUCCACGCAACGGUGCCGCCCCUCCAGUCCGCCUCGCGCCUCCACGCAACGGCGCCGCCCCUCCUCUCCGCCUUUGCCUUCGCUGGAUCUGGCGAGCCGCGUGUCCUCCGUCUCCACCUCUUCGCCGUCGUCGUCCACCAUCGAGGUCGAGUUCGUCACCCGCAGCAUCCACGUCGAGUACAAGGUCGUCAAGGCCCAGAUCUGGGAUACCGCCGGCCAGGAAAGGGAGCAACAAUUGUGGAUUAAGUUGUAAACAUAACCCCAGCUCAAGAUUACAUCUACAUCCCUGUUACUGAACAGGAUGAGCUUUGACCAUUGGCGCUCCUAUCAUGACCCUGAGGAGUAUCGCCUCAAAAACCAUGAGGAGUACCCAGAGCCUCCACCGAAGACAAUGAGGAAGAAGCGGAAUUGCUACCAGAUUAACCCCACGCUUGUGGAACCUCCGGUGAUUGGAUGGGGAGUUGAACGCUGUUUAAACCUCCGUUUGCGUGAUUCGUAUCAAAGCAUUAUUUGGAUGGCUAAUGAAGUAUAUUAUUAUCAGCACGUUUUGACGCUUGAUGAUUCUGCUAGAGCAGCUGAAGGAGUUGCUAAAACUGAUGUCGAGAUAAACGAACACAUCAAUGAUAUUAUAAAGCAAGCGAGAGUGGAGAGAGAUGGAAACCUUGGAUGUCGUGCAUGUUGUGACCAGGUUGUAAGGGCUGGUGGCAAGCCGAUACUGUUGCCAAAUGCUAUUGAAAAUGCUUUGACCGAGAUGUUGGGACACCCCCCACCUCUUCCUGACUCCCCUGUGACAGUUCCGAUAUGGGGAGUUUCACGGACGUCUAAUACCAUUAGAAUCACAAAUCAGCACCUUAGAUAUCCAGCUCGAUAUCUUGAAGAGAAUCAUUUGAACCGAACACUACAAAAGGUGUACAAGUGUAUGGCCAUAAUGGUGAAUGAAAUUUGGGACAGAGAGAAUCGAGAAGAUCAUGGGCCCCCCACUGUGGUUGUUGAGACUAAUGCCCUGCGCCUCAAGUUACGGAAGAUGAAGGUUGUAGCGGACAAGAUUAUCUUGAGGAUCAGCCAGAGCAAUGAGGAACAUUUUCCGAUGCCUAAUAUAUUGUCUGCUGCUGUUUCAAACCUUACAGAAAAAAUUCUGGAAUGAAAUGAGUAGAGGAAACUAACUCCUACGUGAUUUGAGUCAGAAAUUAACAGCUAUCUAAUUUCCUUUAGCCUCUUAAGUUCUGAACUGCUAGUGCUUCGAGUUGUAAUGAAAAAUAUGCUUCGUUACUUCAAUUGUAGUCUAAAUUAUAAUGUAUGUUUGUAUAGCAUCAGAAAUGUAGAAUACAGGUAGUUUGCUAGAAACUUAGACACUGUUAGUUGGACCCUUUUCUUUAUAUAAGAAUUACUUGGACCUUGGUAUCAGUAUGUUUUUGCAAUCGGAAGUUUGUCUGACGUUAUAAGGAAAGAGAGUUCCAUUGAUAUUU